This is a messenger RNA of Chilo suppressalis (striped riceborer), 3836 nucleotides long. The record is from the annotation of a GenBank genome assembly. NCBI's taxonomy places the organism in Eukaryota, Metazoa, Arthropoda, Insecta, Lepidoptera, Crambidae.
GCCUGAUUGACAUUUGUGGUUGACAUCCAAUUCUAGAGCGAAUUUUCAUGAAUUUAUAAAAUUUCACCGAUCUAUUUUAGGGCGAAUGCGUGUCAAAAGAUUUUAUUAUUUAUUGAAUAUUUUUUCAAAAGUGUUCUAUGUCAGAUAUUUGAAGAAUUCACUAUGAGAUUUGUUCUAUGAGUAGUGCAAGAGCUCGUUUCCGAAGGUGGAACUGUAAAGUUUAGUGCCUAAUAUGCAAUGGAAAUGCAAAAGCUGGCUUUGCGUGCUGUUGGCAUUAUUAGCCGUGCCACUGAUCGUAGCCCAAAAGAUAGGUGACCCGUAUAAGAUACUUGGCAUACACCGCAGAGCCACCCUUCCAGAAAUACGUAAGGCUUAUAGGCAACUAGCAAAGGAAUGGCAUCCUGAUAAAAAUGAAGACCCAAAUGCAGAAUCACGAUUUGUGGAAAUCAAGCAAGCCUAUGAAUUGCUGUCAGAUACAGAACGGAGACAAGCUUAUGACUUAUAUGGCAUCACUAAUGAGGAUAACCACAUGUACAAACAAAGACACGACUAUAGUCAAUAUGCCAGAUUCAGCAAUGAUCCAUUUGAAGAAUUUUUUGGCACGCAUUUUCGUACUCAAGAUCAGGACAUCACAUUGUUCCAUAAGUUAUCAGUAACAUCACGCCACUUCGAAAAUAAUAUAGUCGAGAAGAGCAUCCACACGCCUGCAAUAGUUUUGUUCUAUACGGACUGGUGUUUCGACUGCGUGCGUUCUGCGUCCGCGUGGAGGCGAUUGGUGGAUGCGUUGCAACCGCUGGGGGUGACGCUGGCGACUGUGCACGCGGGACAUGAAGCGAGUCUCGCGAGACGGAUGGGCGUUCAUGGGGUGCCUUGCCUCACGCUAGUACUGGACAAGCACGUCUACAUUUACAAGGAAGGCUUGUCGUCCAUGCCGAAAAUAUUAGAAUUUAUGCGCUGGAAGUUUCCGUACAAGCUCGUUCAUAGUAUUAACAAUGGCAACGUAGAGGCUUUCGUGUCAGACUUCGAGGACAACAAAGUGAAGGCAUUGAUAUUCGAAGAACGCCAAACAAUCCGCCUUCGAUACCUUAUCGCUGCAUACCACUACAGGGACAGAGUUGCUUUUGGAUUCGUGGAUAUGACGGCGCGCGACGCGUCUAACGUGACCGCUCGGUACAAGGUGCAGAGGCAAACUGACACGAUGGUGCUGCUGAAAGAAGACAGCGAGGAACCCGUGGCCACCGUCAGCACCACGGAGAUCCCCACGCAGACCCUGCACCAGCUCAUCGAACCCAACCAGAUGCUAAUGUUGCCCAGGCUUUCCUCGCAGAGCGUGCUGGAGAUGGUGUGCCCGGUGGAAUGGCGCUCGGCGCGGCGGCGGCUGUGCUGCGUGCUGGUGGUCGACCCCGCCACCCCCGCCGGGGUCAACGCCCGCGCCGCCCUGCGAGCCCUCGCCGCGCGCCCCGCACCCGACCGCCUGCACUACGCCUACGUGUACGCGCACGCGCAGCCCGCCUUCCUACACGCGCUCGCGCACGGCUCAGGUAGCGAUUCGUCAGAAAUGGAACACCGUGUGGUGAUAAUAUGGCGUCGCGAGAGCUCUCGCAUACAAUACGAGUGGUUGAACGAAACCUGGCCUGUGUGCGGUCAUCAGCAUUGUGUUAACGGCGAAUAUCCCGUAGAUCCGACGCUUAAAGACGAGUUCAUAAAGUACCAAGAGCGACUCAACGAGACAAAGAGAGCGCUGGAACAACUGAUCAAGAGGCUGUUAAAACCGACCGAGGUGUUGGCUUACGAAGCUCAGGUGCAGGAGUUGGUGGACGAGGCGAGCUUGGUUGGCGUUGGCGCUUGGGCGGCGCGCGCUCGUGAAUGGGCCGAGCGGGCUCUAUUAGCGCUCCGCACGCAGCACGCGCUCUCUGCGGCUUCCGUGCUGGCCACGUGCGCUCUCGUGCUGGCGGCCGGCUACCUCAUGGCGUACCUCAUACGAGUCGAGGAAGAGUCAGUGCGACGUCAGAAAGAGGAGCGCAGGAAGCAAAGUUUAAACGGCAAGAAGAACAACAACGAACCGCAGCCGGAAAUGAGACUCCACGAACUGAGGGCGGAGAAAUAUAACGGACUUGUCAGAUUAUUGAAGCCGGGCUGUCGAACGAUUGUUCUGCUCGUCGACAUGCAGAGCCGCGUGCAACUGCUUUCCAAGUUUCACAAGAUUGUGUGGCCGUAUCGCAAGAACAAGAGCCUCCUAUUCGCGUACCUGAUGGUAGAACGCAACAUCGAGUGGUUCCGGCGCGUGCUUCAACUGUCUCUGGGCGGGGGGGAGCUGCGGGUCAACGCCCGCAACUGUGUGGGCACCGUGCUUGCCCUCAACCCGCACCGCAAAUACUUCUGCAUCUACCACGCCAAGCAUCCCGAGGGCACCAAGCCACACAAGCGCAUGUCUCGUAUGACGCGGUCCCUGGGAGGGGCUGGGGAAGGCGCCGACCCCGAAGCGGGGGCCUUCAUCGGCUUCCACACCGAGCCCGACUCCUCCUCCGACGAGGUCAACGACCCGCCCGUGCUGCUGCAAGAGAACCUUCUGGACGGCCUGGAGAACUGGCUGGACCGGUUGUUCGAAGGCAGCACGCAUCGCUACUACGUGAACUACUGGCCCGACAUGACCACCAAGUGAGUGAGUGAGUGAGACAGCACUAUUACUGCGCGCGCUCUGGUAACCACUUCGAACUUACCCACUGGUCGGUUUUAGAUCUUUCCGUGAACUCUUCAGUUUCAGAAAAAGAUUGGUUCUCGAGGCUUGAGGCCUUUCUCUCGAGGCGAAGUGUUUCUAAAAUUAUUUUUCUGUGUAAUAAUUUAAGAUAUUGUACCUACUGCCCGUUUGUUGAUGUUUGCGACCACAGGUUUUGAUGUGAUCGCUUCUACCUGUACCCUUAGCACGAACCGCUAUCGAUUUCGAACAGUUUGCGAGUGCCUAAUGUCACUGUCAAAUUUUGUAUGGAAACUUGAACAGCAGCGCCACAACGGACGUAACCAGAACUAAAUAUCUGUAGACAUUUGCCGUUUAACUAGAUCGAAUUUAAUUUUCUAAUUCGGUAAUGGUUCGUUUUAAGGGUACUGUACUGUAUUCUUGUUAUGAUUGCGGUCGAGUGAAUGCAAAUACUUAGGUUUGUCUAGUGAAAGAUAAAGUUCCUUUAAAACUACCCGCAUAUUUUUACUUAUUAAUUUACUUUUAUGAUAAAUAGUAGGGGAGCCCAAGCGGGGAUUUUUGGAUUUACUCGAGCGCGGCAGAAUAACAUAUGGGGAGCAACCUUGCACGAAGUUAAGUACUCCCACUAUACCUGAGCCAUCUAUGUAGGGCCGAACGUCUAGGGCAGCAAAAACAAAAUUUCAACAAACGGCCAUGACUUUUGGUCGGGUCCAAAUCGUCAGUCUUUUGAAUAGGAGCUACUGGACACGCAACAUCCCUUCUCAAUGUCUGACGCGCUCGGUUAUUUUUUCCUAUAUUCUACCCCUUCGCACGGCCACCCUCAUAUCAUGCAAACCGCGGCAGAUCUAUAUUUUUUCCGUUCUUAGAAACGUUACAUGAACCCUCUAGUAGCUUAUAUUCAAAAGACUGACGAUUUGGGCGCGACCAAAAGUCAUGACCGUUCGUUGAAAUUUUUGUUUUUGCUGUUCUACCCGUUCGGCCCUACAUAGAGGGCUCAGGUAUGGUGAAAGUACUCAACUAGGUGCAAGGUUGCUCCCCAUAUGUUAUUCUGCUGCGCUCGAGUAAAUCCAAAAAUCCCUGCUUGGGCUCCCCUACUAAAACGUAUAUGCAAAACCAAAGAGUAACAAAAUAGAUAUAAUUU